Trypanosoma conorhini is the source of this 1401-nucleotide messenger RNA. RefSeq names its product retrotransposon hot spot (RHS) protein. Bases 1 to 1401 code for a protein of 466 amino acids. The transcript has a single exon. Lineage: Eukaryota; Euglenozoa; Kinetoplastea; Trypanosomatida; Trypanosomatidae. The record is from RefSeq and is a predicted model, not a curated record.
AUGGAAAAAGAAAUGAAGGAGACGAUGCCCGCAACGCAAAAAAGGGCGGACGCUGGUAGGAAGGAGGAGCGCCCAGACGCUACUGAUCUGCCGCAGGGACGGCGGCGGGCGAGGGAGGGGACCGGCGGCGACUCGGAGCAGCAACCCGCACCGCAGCGCCGAAGGGUGAAGGAAACGCCACAGCGGGGGGAGGAGGGAAGGACCAGGCUGCCGUUGCCGGAGGGCUUCUACGACUCCGUGUUCAACGCGAAAUGGAGCCAUGUCUUGGGGCAUCCCGGGGGGGAAGGGGAAGAGAGGGAGCUGCGGAUGGAGGUGAAGGAGGGCCAAUCACCAACACAGUGGUGGGAGUUCGAUUUGAGUGGUAUGUUUAUUAAGCCGCUGAGCGAUGCAGAGCAGUUUCGUCCACCGCGCCCCCGGCUGAUGGUGCUCUCCUCCGAGAAGGGGUGGCCCUAUUCGCUGCAGGAUGGCACAGCCCUUGCCGACUGCUUCGUCACCGCCGAGGCGGAACGGGUGUGGAAACGCCUCAACGGCUUUCUGCGCAUGCUGUUUCGCCAUUCCAUGGGAAGAGACUCCGAAGUGGAGCGAGUUUUACUGCUUGGGACGCCCGGGAUGGGGCUGUCGAUGACUGUUGGCUCCUACCUCCUCUACCAGCUGCUGCACUACGACGCCGAGCAAUUGCAGGUGGCCGUCUACUGCCUUGGGGGAGAGCUGGCGUACGUGUUUGACAAAACCACGCAAACGGUGACGGAGCACGAGGGCGCGGGCAGUAUUGUCGAUGUUAUUAACGGCUUGGCCGGGCGCGAAAAAAAAGGGUAUAUUGUCUACGAUGUGUCGGAGGAGGGGGCACCGCCGUCGUCAGGACUACCGCCUGCUGGGUGGGGCAUGAUUUUGCUGGGAUCCCCAGAAAAAUAUAACUACAGAGCACUGGCGAUGCAACUGCGUAUCGGUCUCACCAUCAUGAACUGCCCUAGCGAGCCCGAGGUGAAGGCGAUGUGCGCCUGGAGGACGCGUGACCGCCCCGCGCAGGAGCAAAAGGAGUACUGGGAGACGGUCUACAGGCGCAUGGAUGAAAUCGGACCGGUUCCGCGCUACAUCCUCACUGAGGCUGAUUUCAAUGAGCGCACUGCGGCGGUUAACAGCGCCCUGCAGGCGAUUGACGCCUCGGCUGCGAGAGACUUCUUUACUCAGGAAGAGGGGAACAUGUGGUGCCCGGAGAAUCCGUUUCAGAAACUUGUGAAAAUUGGGCGGGGACGUAGCGAAUACUGUUUGGAGCUCGUGUGCGCCUCACAUCUCUCUGAAGACAUUCGCUCUCGAAUAAGGGGCCGUUUGUGUAUGGUACUGAGCUACUACGAGUUGCUCUCGCUAUCAGCGCGUGCCUCUAGUUUUUCCCGAAGACGCUGA